Ictalurus punctatus (channel catfish) is the source of this 6585-nucleotide messenger RNA. It is a transcript of the gene arap3, whose product is annotated as ArfGAP with RhoGAP domain, ankyrin repeat and PH domain 3. Gene Ontology annotation, molecular function: phosphatidylinositol-3,4,5-trisphosphate binding; protein binding; GTPase activator activity. The transcript is spliced from 33 exons. The coding region runs from base 231 to 5465 and encodes 1744 amino acids. Gene Ontology annotation, biological process: positive regulation of GTPase activity; signal transduction. The record is from RefSeq and is a predicted model, not a curated record. Lineage: Eukaryota; Metazoa; Chordata; Actinopteri; Siluriformes; Ictaluridae.
GCUAACAGCGACUUGUCCCCUCACUGAUAGAGUUUUGAGGAACAGCAGCCGACUUUACGCGAUAUUUCUGUCUGCAGAGCGAGUUUACUUACUGGAUUUUGUCACGCUCUACAUAAGCUCAGCUCUGAAAAUGUAAACCGGGCAAAGGAAAAUAAGAUGAGGAACUGGCAUCCUCAUCCCCUCUUGGCCAGUGUUUCUGCUGCUUUGCAUGCAGGCUAAUCCCAUAGCCCAUGUACACUAUGGCAACAAUUGAUGCAGCCUCAGAUGCACAAGACCUGUUGGCUUCCAUUCACCUUGAGAAAUAUCUGAACCACUUCAGACAGGCAGGAUUUCUGCUGGCCCGGGAUUUCUGUCAUGUGGACAAUGCUGCUCUUAACAGACUUGGAGUGACUGCCACCGGUCACAGGAAGCGGAUCCUCAAACUGGUCGAGCACAUUCAAAUGAUCUGCCAGCAUCAUAGGAAGGACACUGAGUUGGACCGCUGUAACUCAGAGUCAGCCAUUCAUGAAGUGACUCCUGAUGGGCAUCUUUCACCUCAAGGAAAUGCAGACACAUCCUUCGAAGCUCUGUACAACAGCUCGGUGCCAAAUUUGUCUGCGCUUGUGAAACGCUCCCACUCAGAGUGUAGUGCUACCAUUGUAAAGCCAGUCCCAAAACCUAGAACUGUCUUUAACAAACAGAGGGUGAAGGAGCCUUCGCUACCCAUGCAACAGGAAGCGCAACUCUGCAGAAGGUCCUCCCAGGAUUCUGCCUCUUCUGCCAUUCUGGAAGUUUCUUCUGUUGAACUUCAUAGCUUAACUUCGAAAGACCCAAAACAAAUCUUGAGUGAAGAGAAGUUAAAUAAAAGUAUCUCAUCCCCAGACAUUAGCGGACCACUACCUCCAGUACCCCCAAGGAUCAGCCGUGGGGUUCUCCCAUCCACAGUCAGGGGCAUGUCAAGUCAGGCUGAGCAAAGCACCCCUCCACGAUCACCAUUUCCUGACUCCCCUUCCAGUUAUCAGUGUUCUCCUUUCACCAGUAUGGCUGGUUCUCCGCCUAGCCCUCCAUGCUCUGGCUUAGAGAUGGUCUCCAAUGAAAUCUACAGUGGCACUUUACCUGGCACUCCACCCACUAUCUGGAGCCGCUCUAUACCUAUGCCCCCGCCACGCCAGGAGCUCAACACAUCUACUGACAGCAAUAGCACUUUAAAUCACACCUCAUCAGAACCGACUAAACGUACAUUUGCUCCUGCUGAUGACCAAGAUGAAAUGAUUAGUCCAUACUGUGAAACUGUUUUCCAUGGCAAGUGGCAAAAUCAACAUCUUGAGGAUGAAAGGUCUCCCAAGAGUGUGGAUAGAACUGGAACCAAAGAUGAUAAGCUAGGAGAUGCUCAUAGGCAUCAGAGCCAGUCUGGUCUCAAGCGGCAGUCUCGUGGCAGUCCUGGUGACUCCCCAGGCUACAGCACAGUUGGCGAGCCUUCUUCUGCCUCACGCUCCUUCACUCUGCCUCCACAUAGCCUCUACCCUAGCGAAUUGGAUGAAGACCAGUUCAUCUCCCCGUAUGCAAGUUUCACCUCACUGUCGGAGAGGCCUGUACCCAUCCUCAGUGGAUGGUUGGACAAACUCUCCCCCCAAGGGAAUUACGUGUUCCAGAAGCGCUAUGUAAAGUUUGAUGGAAAAAAUCUGAUGUAUUAUGGCAGUGAAAAGGACACAUACCCAAAAGGUGUGAUUCCUCUUGGUGCUAUACAAAUGGCCAGAGCAGCAAAAGACAACAAAUUUGAAGUUGUGACGAAUCACAGGGCAUUUGUUUUCCGUGCAGACAAUGAAGUGCAGAGGAGUAAGUGGUGCAGUGUGCUGCAGGAGUGGGUGAAGGAGCAGAUGGUGUUUGGCCGGCCACGUUUUGGCCCAGGGAGCCACUGCCAGAAGAAUGGCUUCUUAGAGCUUAAAGGGAUAAAGUCAAAGAUCUAUGCAGCAAUUAUAGCUGAGCAGAUUUGGCUGUAUAAGAACGAGCAGUGUUUUAAGAAUGGCAUUGGAAUCACUGUAAUCGAGGCCAGAGGCGCUACAAUCCGAGAUGGAAAGAACAAAAGCUUUGACCUCAUAACUCCUUACAAGGCCUUCAGCUUCACGGCUGAGUCAGAGCGGGAGAAACGGGAGUGGAUGGAAGCUCUGCAGGAGUCAAUCGCAGAGACGCUCUCCGAUUACGAGGUGGCUGAGAAAAUCUGGUCUAACCGCUCCAACAGGGUGUGUGCAGACUGCAAAGCCAUCAAUCCCGACUGGGCCUCCAUCAAUCUCUGUGUGGUCAUUUGCAAGAACUGCGCAGGCCAGCACAGAGGACUGGGCACAAUGGUGUCCAAAGUGCAGAGUCUGAAACUGGACACCAGUGUUUGGAGCAAUGAGAUAGUUCAGCUCUUCAUAAUGCUGGGUAAUGACAGAGCCAAUGAGUUCUGGGCUACCAGGCUGCCAGCAGCUGAUGAAAUUGACUGUGAUGCCUCUCCAGAACAGCGGAGGGAAUUUAUAACCCAGAAAUACAGAGAAGGCCGUUUCCGUCACUCUCACCCCAGCUUUAGUACACAGGAAGAGUUACUUAAGGCUCUGUGCACAGCUGUGACUGAACAGAACCUCUUGAAGACAGUCACUCAGUUAUUUGCAGAAGCAGAAGCGGCUCGACUCUCGGACUCUAAUGGACAUGAGAAGCACCUUUCUCUGCAUUACUCUUACACCCAGGCCACAGGUUUUCAGGAUUUACUUACACACAAACAGACACCACAGCAGGCACAUAACCACUUCCAUUCCACCUUAACCAAUGACUCUGCAACUGUCAUCCACCACAUCAACACUGUAGCAGUGUAUAUUUCACUAAUCAUUAAGCCUUAUUCAUUUCAACAUGUAAUUUCAAAAUUAUCAGCAUGCACAUCCCACAGUGGUGGUAAUCAGCAUUUCUACAUUCGGUUCUAUUUCCUUGCAGAUUCCAGUGUGUAUGAUGAGAUCAUGCAGCCAGUCCUGUAUUCUGGCUACCUCUACAAGUCAUGCUCCAUGAACAAAGGCACUUUGUCUCGCAGAACCAGGGAAGAUUUCCAAAAGUAUUGGUGCUCGGUGGAGAAGUCUCUUCUGUUUUAUGAGUCUGACAGGUGCCAUGAGCCCAACAUGAAGAUAGAGGUCAAAGAUAUCAUCUGUUUAGGAGUUAGCAGGCCAGACUCAUGCACCAACAACAACGGCUUCAUUGACAGGUUUCGAUACACUUUCGAACUGUACCUAACAUCUGAAAAACUUGUGCAGUUUGGUUUAGAAACUCCAGAUGCACUACACAGUUGGGCAAAAGCUAUUGGAAAGGCCACCACACCUCUGAGCUGCCACUGCUUACUGACGAGGGAGUUUGAGCGUGUGGGCAUGUUGCGUUAUAAGGCCAUGCUGGACCCGCGGCAGUGGAAAGAGGGCUUCUUUGUUCUGCAAAAGUCCAACCUCUUCAUUUGCCCUGGAAACGAUGGAGCUGCUGAGGACAUUAUUAACCUGAAACGCCUGCAGGAGCUCAGUAUAGCAUCAGAGACAGACAAUCAUGAAAAGAAAGACAUUUUGGUUCUAGUGGAAAAAGGAAGGACUCUGCACCUGCAAGGCAUGGGGCGUACAGACUUCUCUCUGUGGUACACAGACAUCCAGAAGGCAGCAGGAGGCAAAGCCAACACGCUGAAGGACCAACAACUGAGCAGGAACGACAUCCCCAUCAUUGUGGACAGCUGCAUUGCUUUUAUUACACAGUAUGGUCUGGGCCAUGAAGGUAUAUACAGGAAAAAUGGAGCCAAGUCCAGAAUCAAGCUUCUGAUGGAGGAGUUCCGGAGAGAUGCCCGCAACGUGAAACUCCGCAUUGGAGACAAUUUCAUUGAGGAUGUGACAGAUGUGCUGAAGAGGUUCUUCCGUGAGAUUGAUGACCCCAUAUUCAUGGCAGAUCUGCACCCAUACUGGAAGGAGGCUGCCAAGAUAUCUAAUAAGACGCAGAGAUUGGAUAGAUAUAAAGAGCUCAUCCGUGGUUUGCCACGAGUCAACCGAACCACUUUGGCUGCUCUCAUCAGUCACCUCUACAGGGUACAGAAGUGUGCCGAUCUGAACCAAAUGUGCACAAAGAACCUAUCUCUGCUGUUCGCCCCAAGCCUCUUUCAGACAGACGGGAAAGGAGAGCAUGAAGUGAAGAUCAUAGAGGACCUCAUUGACAACUAUCUGUAUGUCUUUGAUAUUGAUGAGGAACACAAAACUCAGAUUGAACUGGAAAUCAGUCUCAUCACAACCUGGAAGGACACACAGCUCUCUCAGGCAGGAGACCUGAUUAUUGAGGUCUAUCUGGAGGAAAAAAUGCCAGACUGCUGCAUCACUCUGAAAGUUUCACCCACUAUGUGUGCAGAGGAACUGACUAACCAGGUGCUGUAUAUGAGGAAUGUCCCUGCAGGUGAAAAGGAUGUGUGGAUGACCUUUGAAGCCAUUGAGGAUGGGGAGCUUGAACGGCCUCUUCACCCAAAAGAGAAGGUUCUGGAACAAGCACUACAGUGGUGUACCAUGGCUGAUCCUAGUUCUGCAUAUUUGUUGGUAAAGAAGGUACCCAGAGGAGAAAUGAUUGAUAUCUUUACAGCUUACAAGAGUGAAAUUGUGAAGUUUGGAGUUCUGAAGUGUCGUGAGGAGACACCUAAACUUCUACAAGGGACCAAAUUCCAGGAACGUCUGUUCCAAAUCCAGGAUCACAAAUUACUCUUAAUGAAGGACAAGAAGACCAACAAACCCGAAAAAGAGUGGCAGCUAAAAACUAUGAAGAUUUACAUUGGAAUAAAAAAGAAGUUGAAAGCACCAACAAAAUGGGGUUUCACUGUGAUGAUAGACAAACAUCAGAUGUAUCUCAGUUGUUCCAGUGAAACAGAGCUUUGGGACUGGAUAACCAGUCUUCUGAAAGCACAGAACGACGACUUGCGGCCUCCUGUGAUGAGACGCCACUCCUCAUCUGACAUCUGCAAGCAGAAGUUUGGCACCAUGCCCUUAGUGCCGAUCCGCGGAGAAGACAGCAACACCAACUCCACCAUGCUUUCUGCUAAUAAGACGCUGAGGAAGCUUCACGAUAGGAGGACACUAUCAAUGUACUUUCCCAUGAAGGUGCAGCAAGAUUCAUUGGAGGAACGGGAUGAAAGCCCAGAGCCACUCUACGAGGAGGUUGGUGACUUUAGCCUGCAGGUGCUGAAGUCCCUGGAGAACAGCUUUCUGUCCAGUGGCCACACCAAGAGUCGGGAGGUGCCUCCACGCAUUGAGAGCCUCGGCCAGGGGAAGAGCAGGUCCCUGGAGCGCACAGUUGUCCCAAAACUUACCCGUUCUACUGGGGGAGAUGGAUCUCUGGACACACUGAUGCACGAAGUACCACGUGCUUCUUUAGAGCGCAAAUCAUGUAGUCCUUCAGAAGAGCUGCUGUUACAUGAACUCUCAACACUUUGUAAGAAACCAGAAGAUGAUGAACAGUGAUCUGCGGAAAGCCUGACCUAAGAUGUCCAGCUUCACCUCUGUUGCACAACCUGAAUCAGAAACUGGUAUUGUAUUCUGCUGUCUGGAGGUGCAAACAUUCUGCUUAAUAUUUGAAACAUUUUUAAUGAGGAUUUUGGGCAUGGCUGUUGGUCAUAUGGUUGUAUUAUUUCACAUACAUAAAAUGUACCAGUAUUAUAAAGAUUGGACAUUUUGCUUCACAUUGCUAAUAUCUGUCAUUCUUUUUCAUGCGCUCUGUAUACAACUGGUAUAUAAUAUCAUUUGGUAUAUGAACUGCUUGUGUUAACAAAUCUGGCUCAUCUUAAACAGUCUUGAAAGACCAAACUGAAAAAAAUCUGUUUACAUUUUGGUAAUUAAGCUUUUAAAACUCACUGACUCAGUAUCCUGCUGUUUUUUUUAAUGGACUGACAGGUUCAUUCAUGAUGUACAUAAAAUGAAGCCUUUAUAUAUCUGAAUUUGGAUGCAUAAAUCCAAAUUAAUCCCGAGAGACAUUGCUAAAACUGCUAUCCAAAAAACUUCUUCAAAUUGCUUUAUUUUAAAUGGGAAAUUAAUGAAUGUGUAGUGUACUUCUUUCAUGUACAAGCUCUGGGACUUUUUUUCACAAAGUACAAUUUGUUGUAUUUAUUAAUUUAUUAAUGUGUCUUCCAGCAUUUCUCAGCAUUCAGAUACUGGAGGAUUUAAUGGCGGUGAUAUCUGAGAAGCUCAUGGAGGAAUUCUGUCCAGCUUGACUCUGAGACAGUAGAGGGCAGUGUAGGCUCAGCAUAUAAUGGCUUGACAAUCAUGAAAUGUUAAAUGUAUUCCACUUUUCUACAGAGAUUUACCAAUUUUGCACAGUAACCUACAGGCUCUUAAUUAAACAAAUUUAUGCUACAGUAUAAUUGUAAUAUCACCUGUAUGCAAGCACUUUUGUUUGACUGCUAUUCUUUGCUAUGAAUAUAACAUUGUGCCGCUUACUCAGUAUUUUAUGACUUAUUGUAGUGUUACAUGCCACCAAACACUGUAAAGGUUGAGUACUUUACAAAACAGAGUAUGUUUUGAUUUUUGCAGAAUCUUUUACUGAAACUGAAUGAGGAUGUUGAAAUAUAUGAGUGUUUUUUCAAAA